AUGGAUCCAUCAGACCCAGCAGCGUCCUUGGAGCGACCCCCCCGCACCAGCGCACUGCCUCAAUAUUACCGAAAGCUGUGCAGGCCAAAGCAGAUCCGCGUGGUCAGCAUUUCUCCUGGUCAGUGGAAAGACCCAAUACGAUGCAGGCUUCUUCACUAUGAGCUUAGCGAACUCCAUGAGGCCGAUUCGUGUUACAAGGCACUCUCAUACGUGUGGGGUUCUUCUGUCGUGAAAGACAUCAUCUAUGUUGAGGACAUCUCACGUGUUGGGAACAUCGUGCGUAUUGAAGACCACCCGGUAGAGAUCACCUUCAACCUGUUUUGUGCUCUCCGUUACCUGAGACACACCGAUCACGACGUUGUUCUAUGGGUGGACGCACUAUGUAUCAAUCAGGAAGACGAUAAAGAGCGCAGUCAUCAGGUUAGCCUCAUGCGGCAAAUAUAUGAACAAGCGAAGGAGGUCAUUGUUUUCAUGGGCGAUGGGCGAAGCCACAGAAUCCAGCGCUUAGAUCUGACAGAACCACCGAUGUGUCCGAAGAGGCAGAUCUACGGCGGUUAUAAAGACGAUGCCUUUUUAGACGAGUUCCUCGAGACUUGUCGCUCCGCUAAGCUCAAGGUCCUCAGGUCACCGGCCAGCGCAGGCCUCUGCGCGAUGGGUUUGGUGCGGCUCUUCUCAGCUGAAGACAAGAACGAAUAUUGUCGAGAGAUCAUGAGCCUUCGGGAACCAGUCAGGCGGCACUUAUUUGAGUGCCUCAAAUGCUUUCUGGUGUGUCCAUGGUGGAAAAGGAUUUGGGUCGUUCAGGAAGUUGCUGUGAGCAAAAAAGUCAUCGUGCAAUACGGCACCGUCUCUGCAUGCUGGGAGAUCUUCGUUGGCGCUACCAAUUUCAUAUCCUCACACCACAAAAGGACGACAGCCCUGGCAGAGCUGGAGCCAGAGAACUUGAAGGUCCUUGACCUACUCAACAGCCAGCUAUCCAACCUCGAGCGGACGCGACAGAGAUGGCAUGAAGAGGGGGGCACUCAUCUUGUCCAUCUCCUCCAGGAAUUCUCAAACCGUGAAGCUACCGACGACCGUGAUAAAGUGUAUGGCCUUCUCAGUCUUGCGAAAUGGGAGCACGGGAUAUCACCAGACUACACUCUCGACGUCUUCCAGGUCUACAGGAACACCUUCCUGGGUCGCAACGCAGCAGGUCCUGAUUUAGCCUGCUGGGCCGGUGACCAGAAACGCAAAAAUCGUCGCGAUCUCCCAUCCUGGAUCCCAGACUGGAGCCAUGGUCUCGAUAUAGCCGAUAGACGUCGCAUGACCCUCCUUGAUACGUACAAAGCAAAGACUGGAUGGACGCUCAAAGUCAUCCACGAAGAGCAGGAG
This is a messenger RNA of Cryphonectria parasitica EP155, 1368 nucleotides long. Its product is annotated as HET-domain-containing protein. NCBI's taxonomy places the organism in Eukaryota, Fungi, Ascomycota, Sordariomycetes, Diaporthales, Cryphonectriaceae. The transcript is spliced from 2 exons. The annotation marks the transcript as partial. The record is from RefSeq and is a predicted model, not a curated record.